GUGGCUAUAAGGGACCGGCCGGCAUCGUUCUUGCAACGAAGACUUCUACGCUUCUCGGAGUUGGAGCCGUAGUCUUUGCGCUUUUGUUCGUGCUGGUGGAUGUAUUCGGGGUCGUCAUUUUCAGCAUUUGGGUUCUUCUAUUCUUUGGUGGCGCGAUUGUGCCACUGGCCACCGGUGUGAUUAUGACCUGUGUUCCUCGCAAGCUGCGGUCAUUCGCGGCGUCGUUCGCGACGAUGAUGUACCAUUUGUUCGGAUACUUUGCCGGUCCCACUGUGAUCGGGGGAGUGGCUGAUGCGUACGAUGGUGUGCAGUGGGGCAUGCGCGUGUGCAUGAGCGCGUCUGGGUUUGGGGUGGUGCUUUUCGGCCUGGCUUGGCACUUCUCCGUACGCCAGUUGAAGGAAACCAGGUACUUGCAUGGCACCAAAAACAUGCCACAGUCUGAUAAGAAGAUCGUGUCUAUGUCGAACGACAAGUUUGACGCGCUGUCAGUCACUUCUGACAGUACUGACACGCCACAUGCGGAUGACGAGAUCAGCAAACAGAUGAUGGCGCGCAGCCCCUCAUCUCCAACGCUCGCACGCCACCGCAACGAGAAGAAGUUCUUGGACAUCAAUGUCAUCUCUGCGAAGAAUAUUUAAUGUGUCAACAUCAUGUGAUAUGAGUUGAGUGCGCAAUCAUAGAACGUUAAGCUAGCUAUUGAUGCAAGGACGCUUUCUGUGGUAUCCGCUGAGUAUAUAUAGGACUAUAAGUAUAGCUGUUGCACCAAGGAACUAUGAAACGAUGAAAGUGUUCUGUAGUAGCAGCAUGUGAAUACCGCUGAGCAUACAUAUAACACUAAUCAUAGCUACUGAUACAAAGAACCAGGUAUGAGCAGAAAGGGAUUCAUAGGUGUUGAUUUAGCGACAUCUGAUGACUUCUCACUUAGAUUCUGUAGACAUCAGUAUGAUACCAAAGCAACUGCUAUAUAGCGAGUUGAUAAGUCAACAACGAUGUACUACCGGCCACGAAUAUAUGUAUAUACCAACAGAUAAUUUGCCAGUUAUAGUGUUGGAUCAUGCUGACAACGAAUGAAGGGGGGUUGUCGCAUGCGGCCGGUUGCAGAAUGAGAGGAAUUCAAUAGCAUGCUAGUAAUGCAGCAUAGGUAUAACAAUAUAAAUCUCAAGUUUAGAGAUCUACCGCUUGUUACCGUCGGAGCUACCUCUUGAACGCCUGUAUGUCUCAUCCAACCAAACGCCUACACAAACACACAUUUAAUAUAUUAAAGUUUAUUAUUUUUGAAACGGA
Messenger RNA from Sphaeroforma arctica JP610, 1284 nucleotides. RefSeq lists its product as hypothetical. The transcript is spliced from 5 exons. Bases 183 to 638 code for a protein of 151 amino acids. The record is from RefSeq and is a predicted model, not a curated record. NCBI's taxonomy places the organism in Eukaryota, Ichthyosporea, Ichthyophonida.